Messenger RNA from Aedes aegypti (yellow fever mosquito), 2669 nucleotides. It is a transcript of the gene Cul2, whose product is annotated as cullin-2. The transcript is spliced from 12 exons. Gene Ontology annotation, cellular component: SCF ubiquitin ligase complex; Cul2-RING ubiquitin ligase complex. Gene Ontology annotation, biological process: SCF-dependent proteasomal ubiquitin-dependent protein catabolic process; protein ubiquitination. The record is from RefSeq and is a predicted model, not a curated record. Gene Ontology annotation, molecular function: ubiquitin protein ligase binding. Lineage: Eukaryota; Metazoa; Arthropoda; Insecta; Diptera; Culicidae. The coding region runs from base 103 to 2598 and encodes 831 amino acids.
AUGUAACAGCUUCGUGGACGACCAUUUUACUCGCCCAAAUUUGAGUCGCUCCCGUAAUGCAGAAACUUUAGUAAUUCUGUGUCUAUUUUUAUUCCUGAGUGUAUGCUUCGUGUAAACACCCGAUUCCGCCUAAUGAAAAAUAACCGUGUAAAACGUCGAGGGGUGAUGCUGCGCUUGCAUGACACUUACGCAAAAAGUGAAGGCUCAUCACACAGAUCAAAACUGCAGUGCAUCGCAGAAGAAAUUUUUGGCAAAGGCAAUUCGGCUGAUGAACACAAAACUGUGCUGCAUCAAUUCCUUAUUGGAUUCGUAUCGCUCAGCUCACGGAACAACAUGUCCUUGAAGCCAAAACGUAUCGACUUCGAGAAGACCUGGAAUGAGCUGAAAGGAACCAUCAAAGAGGUUGUGACCCUCGGUAGGGUAAAACGCGAAGAAUGGAACAGCCGAUUUGUAGAUAUUUACUCAAUAUGCGUUGCUCACCCCGAACCACUGGCGGACAAGCUUUAUUCCGAGACAAAAGCAUUUCUGGAAGAGCACGUUCGAUGUCUGUUGAAGGAGAAAGUGUCCCAGCCCACGAUGAGUCCGCAAAAUUCCGAACAAUCGGCGUAUGCCUUACUCCAACGAUAUCACGAUGCCUGGGCACAGUACAGUAAAGGUGUGGAAUUUUUGAACCAUCUAUAUCUUUAUUUAAAUCAACAGCACAUAAAGAAACAAAAGUUAUCCGAAGUGGAAGUGGUUUACGGUUGCAUCAAUCAUGAUUCCCAAGAGCAGCUGGAAAUCGGUGAACUGGGUUUGGACAUCUGGCGACAACAGAUGAUAGUAAACGUUGGUGACGCAUUGGUGGCCCAGCUGUUGGAAGGUAUUAGGAACGACCGUCUCAACACCACUCAACGGUCCGACAUGGAGCACAUCAUAAAGGGAACCAUUCAAAGUUUCGUUUGUGUUCAGGAGUACAAGAAGAAAGGAUCCCUGAUAUUAUAUCAGCAGACCUUCGAAGCUCCAUUACUCCAGGAUAGCGGAGAGUUCUACAAAUUGGAAGCAAAUAGAUUGUUACAGGUUUGCACUGUCAGCAGCUACAUGGAAGAAGUAAUAAAAAAGCUCGACGAAGAAAACAGACGAGCUUUGAAGUAUCUCCAUAACAGCUCGAUCCCAAAACUACGGAAGGAAUGUGAACAACGGAUGAUAACUGAUCAUUUGGACUUCCUGUACUCGGAAUGCAGUGAAAUGGUAUCGACCGAAAAAAGGAAGGAUCUUAAGAAUCUCUACACGAUACUCAAACCGAUUCCGGAUGCGCUGAAGGCGUUGGUGCAAACUUUUAUGGAGCACAUAAGGAACGAAGGGAUUCAAAUGAUAUCUACUUUAAAGGGAGAAACGAUUCACGUGCAGUUCGUAGAAGGAAUGCUACAGGUUCACGAAAAGUAUGAAGCACUCAUCGCUGAUACUUUUAAUUCCGAUCCAGUGUUCCUGAGUGCUCUAGAUAAAGCGUGCUCUAACGUCAUCAAUUCGAAGCUCUGCGAAAAACAGCCUAGCAAGAGUGCAGAACUGGUUGCAAAGUACUGUGAUAGCUUAUUAAAGAAGUCGAAGACUACGGAAAUUGAAAUCGAAUCGAAAUUAACCAAAAGCAUCACUAUCUUCAAGUAUAUCGAGGAUAAAGAUUUCUAUCAAAAGUUUUACAGCAGAAUGCUGGCAAAACGACUCAUCCACGAUCAAUCGCAAAGCAUGGAUGCAGAAGAAAUGAUGAUCAAUAAAUUGAAGCAAGCUUGUGGAUAUGAAUUUACCAACAAACUGCACCGCAUGUUCACCGAUAUAUCAGUGUCAGCAGACCUGAACACAAAAUUCGCCCAUUACUUAAAGCAGCAAAACAAGGAAUUAGGAAUCAAUCUGUCCAUUAAAAUUUUACAAGCCGGUGCUUGGCCAUUAGGUCCCACGCAGAUUACAAGUGGCUUUGCGGUACCCCAGGAGUUUGAGAAGCCCAUUAGAUUGUUUGAAAGUUUUUACCAUGUGAACUUCAGUGGGCGAAAGCUAACCUGGUUGAAUCAUCUAUGCCAUGGGGAAUUGAAAAUCUCCUUUGCCGACCGCAACUACAUGGUCACUAUGCAGACUUAUCAAAUGGCCAUUCUGUUGCUGUUUGAGUCUACUGACAGUUUGCACUACAAGGAAAUACAGGAUUCGUUGCAACUGAACAAGGAUAUGCUCCAGAAACAUAUUCUGAGUCUUGUGGAGUCAAAACUUCUGCUAUCUGAUACUGAGGGCGUCGACGAGAAUUCGAAGUUGUCAUUGAACAAGAAUUAUAUCAACAAACGAACUAAGUUCAAAAUAACCGCUGCUUUGCAGAAGGAAACACCUCAGGAAAUUGAAAAUACUAUCAACUCGGUCGAUGAAGAUAGGAAGAUGUACCUGCAGGCAACCAUUGUUCGCAUAAUGAAAUCGAGAAAAGUUCUGAGACACAAUGCCCUUAUACAGGAGAUAUUGGCUCAAUCAAAAGUGUCUUUCGCACCUAGCAUCGGGAUGAUCAAGAAAUGUAUUGAAUCGUUGAUUGAUAAACAGUAUAUCGAACGGACACCCAACUCGGGAGAUGAAUAUAGCUACGUAGCAUAAUAAUAUGUCUUCUGUAUUAAACAUAAUUUAUGAAAUUUACGAAUAAACCGUUUCAAAUGAAUUUAGUUCAA